AUGCCCUGGAAGGAGCUUAACACCAAAACAUCCCCAGCAACCAACCAGGCAGCUGGCCCAGAGGAAAAGGGGAGAGCUGGCAAUGCCGAGAAGGCUGAGGAGGAGGAGGAGAUUGACAUUGAUCUGACAGCACCAGAAACAGAGAAGGCUGCCCUUGCUAUUCAGGGCAAGUUCCAGCGAUUCCAGAAAAAGAAAAAGGAUCCCAGUUCCUGAAUAACCAGCCUUACCCUUCACCUUGCUCCCUUCCCUCCCCUUCUCCACAGCUCUGACUCCCAUGUAUCUUUGUCUCUUUGUCCCUCAAGCUUCUCAUUGAGGCAAG
Messenger RNA from Globicephala melas (long-finned pilot whale), 319 nucleotides. RefSeq names its product Purkinje cell protein 4-like protein 1. Lineage: Eukaryota; Metazoa; Chordata; Mammalia; Artiodactyla; Delphinidae. The record is from RefSeq and is a predicted model, not a curated record.